AUGGAAGAAAAUGAGGGAGUGGAAGGUCUAUACCAGGGUGACAUACUUCUUAAUGAAGCUCAGCAAACGGCCGUGAGAUCAGGAACAACAAAAGGAUUUGGUGAUAUCCUUUGGCCUGGAGGCGUGGUACCAUAUGUCUUUUCAAAGGAAAUUGGUAAGAUGAAGAAACAAUAUUGAAACAAUGGACUGCCAGCAAUAUGAUAUACGGAUUAAGUAAAAGGUCAAAAACAAAGCUCUGGUGGGAUCUUUUAAUAAAUUAUAUGUCUUUCUCAAGUUAUUCAACUUUUGCUGUAAGCAAUAAACAAACUGAAUUCGUCAUUAAAAAGAUGGACCUGAGCCUGCGAUUAAUUGAAAACCAAUAACUGGUCAGAGGAUAAUUAAAAAACACGUCACCUCACUGAGUUAUACACCUGAGCCCGAGAUACAGUCAUGUUACCCUGGUCAGCGGAUUGGCUUUUCCUGACAGCUGUCAAUUGACCGUAACAUGGAUGUCCAAUGCAUAUGUUCGACACAGAUAGCAUAUGCUUUGGACUACCAGCUAGUAAGUGUAACAUUUCACUUCUGUUGACAUGAUAGGGUGGCCGGACGGAAGUAAGGACGACUUUGUUUAUACCGAAAGUUCUUUGAUGCAUGGUUAACCAACUUUUUUUUGCCCGUAGUGCUCCGCUAUAAUCAAUACUAACUAAACUAUCCAAUUGGGCUUCUGGUAUGAGACAUUCUUCAUAAACAGCAUAUCAAGAACCUCACAUAAUGCGCACUGUUCCGUGUCAUCACAAUUAACAAAGAGAAAUUAAAAGUUAAUACUCCUUUGUGUUGAAAAAGUAAAGUAAAUGCAAUGAAUUUGUUCUGUUCUUUUUUUGCACUUACAAUGUAGUAUAUUUUACUAAUUUUGAUUUUCUCAGUAUCCUACUAGAAUAAACCGUCACAUUUAGGUUAGGAUUCGGCAUUUGAUUGGUGUCCUGAUAAUGGUUUGAAUAGCCAAAAUUAUUUUGUGAUAAGUUUGAUCUCUUGCUACAGCUCGACAUGAACAGGCUCCCUCCCUCUCUCUCGUCGGAUUAUCCUUUGUCUUCAAUUAACGUAACUUUUUUACAAGUUGAGUUUUUCUGAACUCCCCCAAAUUCACUGAUAGAAGUUAAAUAAAUGGCCCUUUCUGAUUCCCUUUUUAAGUAAAAAGGGUCACUCUGGUACAUAGAGUUGGUCCAUUUAACCAGGAAUAUUAAAUAGUUUCCUGUUGACAACAAUAGUAUAAGCCCUUUAUACUCUCUUGGGUCUAUAUAUUUUCUUUCCGUGUUUAAUAAUUGAACGGACACCUGUAGUAUACCCUGUAGUAUACCCUGCGAACAAACACCGGGAUUCCAAUUCCUUCAUGGCGGUUAACAUUUACGAAGUCGCCCGAGUGGCUUGUCGACUUCGAAAAUACUAAAAACCAUGCCGGAAAGAAAACUCGGCUGGUUGCUAGGGUAGUGUAGUAACGACCUGCAGAUGAUUUAGUCCCUCGCAAUAAUCUUUGGGACCCUACACGGCUCCACCCCACCGGUAGGCAAAUUACUCAGUUUUACUUAAUAAUUUUACUGCCUGUUUUAAGCGUCAUAAUUUUAUCAAUCUUUUUUUUUGUUUGUGAACAGCGUCAACCUCUCUUUCAAUGUUUAUCAAACAUGCUUUUAUGGAGUGGGAACACUAUAGUUGCAUAAAGUUUAAACCAAGGACCACCGAGACAGCCUACCUGAUGUUUCUAUAUGGAAAGGGGUGAAUAUCCUUAAAGUUUUAAAGGUUAUAUAGUGAUGAAAUGGCUUUUUAGUAUAGUGCAUCAAAGAGCAGAGGACACAAAAAUAUUUUAACAGGAAGGCUUGAAAUUUAACUUUGUUCGACCUUUUAAGUUAAAGGAAGCCUCAAAGCAACUGGCGAUAGGUCUUGGUGUACGGGAAGUAUUGUUGGUUAAAAUUUAAAAGGUAUUAUUUAAUAUUCUCUUUGGAACCAGGUCCGUUUUGUUAAGACAUUUGAAAGUGCACCAUCUGCGACACCAAACAACUCCCAAAAUGCUUAAGGGAUUCAGUCAAGGAGUCACGAGAUGUAUUUAAUAUGUAUGACAGCCCGGAGACCCAGGGGGCAGGCAACCAGUUGGGUCGGGAGAAAGGACGCUACGAAAGUUUUCAAGAAAUUUUUCGUCGCGCCGACCCAACUGUCUGCCCUUGGGUUUCCGAAGAUGUUCCCGCCUAUGACGUGAUACGUUCCGAUGCGACGUUUUAUUGAGGACCUAAACACACCACCCUUUUUUCGACCACUUUACGUGACCCAUCCGAGAUGGAUUGACCCGCACGGCAAACAUUUUGAGGAUUAGGAGUUAAAAACAGUCUCGUAACCAGUGUCUGUGAUCCUAUUGGUCAGCACUGCCUUUUCAGCCAGACAAGGGUAAUGAAGGCUCUGGUGAGGAGAUUGAAUAACUAAACGUUUGCAUCUUUAUGCACAGAGAGAUGAAUGGUAUUGUUCACUGGCCAAGAUGUAUAACUUUCUUUUUUCCUUAGGUGCUAUUCUUACGUCGGUUACCAAGGAAACAAGCAGAUUCUUAGCCUUGGUCUAGACUGCUUUCAUAAAGGAAUAAUACUACACGAGAUAGGUAAAUAUUGUUGGAGGUGGGGGUGGGGGGGGGGGGGGGUUUUUUUACCGUUGUUUUUCGGGCCUUUUUUUUUUUUUGGGAACAACCAGUGUUGAGUGUACACCUACCCCAUUUAAUGGCCCCUUUGUUGGUGAGGUUUGCAAAAGGACAAUAUAUUUCGCACUCAUGCGUAUUUGAAAAUACCGCAACACUUUUUAAAUAUUAUCUGAAAUUUGUUUGUGUAUUAUUUGUUUUUUUGCUUUUCAUCUCUAGUGGGGCGUGUUACUGUAGAGUGACAGGUGUAGUUGGUUUACAUAUUUGGAAUAGAGGUGAGUAAGGGUGGGAAGGGGGGGGGGGGGGGGUGGGGGGGGGGGGGGGGGGGGGGGGGGGGGGGGGGUGGGGUAUUAUUCACCGUAGUUUUCGCUGCCAUCUUUUAUUUUUAGGACACACCGAGUUCUGAGGUACCCUCAGCCUCAUAUAGCGCGCCUUUUGCGAGGAGGAUUUCUAUAGAUUAAUUGUUUUGCCCCUGUGAUCGAUCCUAAAAGACACCAUCCCUUUUUGAAUAUGAUACUAAACCAACACCUUGAGACGUGAAAAGAUACUCAAAAAUCUCCACAAACGUUUGUAAGAAUUAGCCAUUCUAUACACUGUACCAGCUGUAGUGUUGUAUAAACAGAAAAGCCAAAUUUGUCUUGUUACCACUAUUGAUGUAGAGAGAGGUAUUUAAGCAAAAGGAAUACUGUGGUUCCUUUCAUCAACUUGAACUUUUGGACGGUUAUGAUGGUGUUUUUCAACAUAUAUCUACGGGUUUUUUUCGGGUAAUAUAUAUGGCAAGUGAAGGGAAAGUUCAUGUUUCCUUAAAUCGUCUAUAUAAGAUCUGCUCAAGGCUAGAAUUUUUUGCCAAGCAAACUUAAGCCAGAAUUAUUAAUAUUUUGAGGUUUUAGGUAGGUUCUAUUCAAAAGAGUGAUCUGGUGUAUUUACACAUCAUUUUUCAGGACAUGCUUUAGGUUUCUUCCAUGAACAAGCCAGGCCGGAUCGAGACAUGUAUAUCACAAUUCACGACGAAAACAUUCGCCCUGGUAAGACAGGAUCACAUGUAUAUGACUGUGUACAUGUACUCUUCUGUUCUGUACUGCUCUACCUCCUCUGCCCAUAGAAAUAAAUCCUGGCUGGGAAAAUGGUCUGAUGAUACCUGACUCUACCUAUUUCUCCAACAGCGAGCGAUCAGAAAAAUUCGCAUUACCCGUUAAUACAUAUAUUCAUGUGCGUAUUACUGUUUUUAAACCUAAAAACAAUACCACAUAGUUUUGAAAUAAAUUGAAAAUCAAUUAAUUCACUCUUAGCGAAAAUAAAAAAAAUUAGAAGGAAUUGUGGAGGGUUUCAUCUAUUAACAAAUACUGUUAUCAACAUUUUAUGGUUAGGGAAGUCUUCCAAUUUUAACAAGAUGACGCAUGCGCAGAUGCAGUCUUGGAUGCCGUUUGGUACCCCGUAUGAUUACUACUCCAUCAUGCACUUCUCAUCGUACGCAUUUACAAAGAACAAGAAGCCCACUAUCACAGAUAAAUACAACAGGGUGAGACAGAACAGUAAAUUGUACAUUGAAAUCCUGAUCCAGUUUUCGAACCUCCAUGGGAAAAGGAAAAUGGCCAACACCAUAUUUGAAAAAGAGACGAGCCACUAUUUUUUUUUUGAAUGGUUGUUAAUGAUUAAGUAUGAAACUUAUUUGAAUAUUUUUGACGCUAAAUUUGGCUUAAAAGGCGCAUAUAAUGUAAAUUAAACAUUAAAUUCGAAAACUGAUGCCACAGUACCUUAAUUGUUAUCAGUUUUGCUUUCGUACAUGUUGAAAGCAUUUCAAUUGGCCCUCCUUUUCUCAAGUCUUGGGUUACUCCUCCCACUCGAAAGUUUUUUCGCUCUGUUCUACAUGUUGCACCUCCCUUAGUAUCUGAAAGAUCCUCAAAGCCUAGACUAAAGUGAACAGACGGGUGUAAUGUAGGCUUUACCUCCAGGCGAAACUGACUGCUUUCGUGAGCUUUGUUAUUCGAUCACUCAACUUGGUUACUCAAAUUUAUACCUAAACAUGCUGCAGAUCCCUGUCAGGUAUAUUGGCCAACGAGAUUACCUCAGCACUUUGGACGUGAAGCAGAUAAACCUCAUGUACAACUGCCCGGGAAGUAAGUCAUGAUAAAUAUCACGCCCACUGGGUUGUUCUAACUAUAUGCAUCUCGGCAUGCGCAUUAUCUUCGAAACAGCAUUUUUUUUUCACCCUGAGGAGUACAUUAUGUUUAAAAGGCCAGCUUCAAAAUUUGUAGUUGUUGUAUAUCUUAUUUUAUGUUCAUAAUCGAUAUAUUAAUCAGCAAGUGAGAUUGCUGUUGUUUAUAGUAAAUGGGGUGCGGGACGAUGUUACUUGAGUACUUCUUAUAUAUAGAUACAUAUCAUCACUUUUUACAUUCCCUGAUAUAUUCAUUGUUUUAUACAUUUGAUUGUUUUUUCUUUUUUCAUUAUUUAGUUAUUUUUUUAAAAUUACUAAAUAAAUAUUGUCAUGCGUUUUUUACAUGCGCCUCCGGUUGUGAUACUCGGGCAACCCUAUCCUAUUCUACUGACACUAAUACUGAUUGAUUGAUUGAUUGAAAUGAAUUACCUGCUCAACUGAUUAAAUAUACUCUGUCUAUAAUUAAUGCUGGCGAAAUUAAACAAACAACUACUUAUCAUGGAUAAAUUUUGGUCAUAGUUAAAGGGAAUUAAUUAAAAAAAGUAAUGAGUAGGUACGAAUGAGUGAAUACAGUAAUAGGAUCUUGGUAAGUAAGGGUAAUGCAAAUGUUUGGAUCUAAAUUAUUAAAUAAAAUGAAUUGUUAGAUGUAGACAGUAGAUCUUUCCUGCUUUCCUGUAAACAAAGGCACCAACUCGAGGCUUGGGUGGGCAAAAUACAGUGAUUUGUGUGAAAUUAUUCACCCAAGCCUCUACCUUAUUUUUUUGUGUUUGCUCACUGGAGCGAAAUGCGAGAAAGGUCUAUUUCAUAGAGAAUUUAUUUCGUCAAAAACAAGGCGUUAAGAUUUGGAUUUGGAUUUCCGAUCACGUGGCGGCGAAAACCUAUAAAAAAUUAAUGGAUUCAGAUUCGGUGAUUGGAAAUCUAAUUAUUCGAAUAUGUUUUUAAAAUAGCUAGUCUCCUACUUAUUCACCGUUCCACACCCAGCUGGUCUGUAAACCAUUUUUACACCCUUGCCACAAUCGUGGGUGAAGCAAGGGGGUGGAGCCAGGGCCCAAGGUUGCAUCUGAGCGCACUUCUCUACUCUUAAAUCCUUUCCAGUUCAUUAUUAUGAAAAUAUUUUAUAACGCAAAACGUUGAUCUUUGAUAGAUCAAAGCAUUUUGUAGACGUAAAAUUUUAAAAACCGUUCAGCUUCCCUCCAUUUCCAGUUACUAGCCAUUUAGUUUUAGGGAAAUUACAGGGGUAUUAUUGGAAGGGGGUGUGUUUAUUUGCAGGAGAUUGCUCGGGAGUUCGAUGAAUACGUAUAUUUUGGACCCCCGAUCACGGACACUUUCGUCUGUCUUGGUUAUUUUCAAACGUACAGGCUCGAUUGAAUGAAUCAACUUGCGAGAGAAUGGUGGACAUAUCACCGAGUUCAACAUUUUCAAGAGCUUAGGGUGGGUGGGAAGGUUGUAAACUUGUUCCUUUAUCCAGGACGCGGGCAUAGCACUCUUCCCCACUGUCCUCUAGUACCAAUCGUUUUAAGCAAACAUUUUUUCCUUCUGUGACAAGUUUUUAAUGAAUGAAAUAUGCAGUUAUAUGAUAUGCUAAUGUAUUUAGAUUUAGAUUUUUUGGAAUAUAUGUUUCUUGUGUCCUAUUUUAAUAUUGUAUUAAUCACGCAAUGUAGCUUUUGGCUUGCAUGUAAUUACUCAUUAAAGAACUAUGUAUCUAACUAUCUAUCUAUCCACAAGUCUAGCGUAGCCACGUGCACUGUACAAUACUUUAUUACUUUUACUUUUGUUAUGCUGUAGUUCUUUGAUAACUCAAUUAUUAUCAAUUUUUAAAAUUGCAGAUGCAACAACUUUUUUUGCUGAAAUCUGCGAAGGUAAAAGUGGACGGAUUAUCUGCUUUGGUGGAAGGAAAAUUAAAGUUAUUUACGCAAAUUACGGAAGGAAAAGAUAUCAAAACCAUUGCGGGUUUGGAUUAAAUACAAAAUGCGAAAGCACUUCUUCUUUUGAAAAGGUCAGACUCGUUUUUCGAAUCCUUAUACCUUAUUUUUACUUAAUUUCGCGAUUUUUAAAUGGUCGCCCCAUGAAGGGGAAUCCAAGACAGUCGACUUGGAUUCUGGAUUCCACACCGUGGAUUCGGGAUUCUAGGUACUGGAUUCCAGUCUUUGUCCGUGGAGUGGAUAAUCUUUUGUAGGAUUCCGGAUUUCUUUUGCUAUAUUCCGGAUUCCAAAGCCCUGUAAUCCGGAUUCCACAACCAAAAAUUUCCCAGAUUGAUGAGUGAGUUGUCCAUGAGACAGGGAUCUUCCCUGCUCUCCUAAUGCAUUAUUCCUCUUCUGUAGGUUAAAGAGGUCUGUAAUGGUCGAUCAUCAUGCGAGCUUCACGCCACGGAUGAUGAGUUUGAAGACCCUUGCCCUUGGACCAAAAAGUAUUUGGCCGUUCGAUAUCAAUGUCGUCAUUGA
Molecule: messenger RNA, 7243 nt
Organism: Porites evermanni
Lineage: Eukaryota; Metazoa; Cnidaria; Anthozoa; Scleractinia; Poritidae
Source: the annotation of a GenBank genome assembly